AUUCUUGCUCUAGUACAGAGGUGGAUGACUUGAGGAAGUUGAUUGAAGUGCAAGCACGAGAAGAAAGCGACAAUGUAGAUGGCGUUCUCAUGCACGGAGAAAAAAAACAAUAUUCCCACGAUCGAUCAACACCUCGCAGGCAAAAGGUUAAGCGGGAGAAUAAUAAUCUACAGGUGAGUGUCGAGAUAGCAUAGGGCGAAUCAAGAAAGUUUCACAAGGCAAGAGUCGACACGACAAUGGCAAGCCGGGUGGUUUACAAGUUUCAAAAUGUUGAGAAGUGGCAGAGAUUGGAGGAGUGCCUGAAUAAACUUGGUCACUGGCACAACGGUCAGAAGGCAUCUCCUAAUUUUGCAGCCCCUGGCAUGAGAUCUUGCAUAUUGUUUGAUUUAUACGCUGGCGCCUCUUCUCACUUGCAAUUUCUCGCUUGGCUCAGGUUGGCGGGCGAUAAAUCAGAGCUCGGGAGGUACGGGCUUGGUUUAUCGUCUGCCGAUCUACGUCGGGAUAGCGCAUUUUGUUUGCACAGCUCAAUAGCACAGCUCAAAAACAUUGUAGCUUACGUAUUAUUAGAUUGUGGCUCACGUAUUGUUAAAAGCACAAUACAUAUAACCGUCAAAUUAUACGUCUACACAAUACUAUUCGUGAGGAAGUGCGGGGGCAGAAUAUUAGGAGAGCUGUCGAUGUUUCUGACCUUUCCGAAAGUCGUGAAAGAGUAGGUGUAGUUACGACAGCGCACAAAUGUGUGUCUAUCAUGUAACACAUCCAUGGACACUUUCUAACAAGCAAGGAGUGAAAUAAUAUCGAUGAUGUCUAAUUCUAACAUUUUGUGAUCGUGGACAGGCCAUGCCAUAAAAUGGACAGAUUAUUAGAAAUUGUAAUAAUUCUCAUCAUUGACACUACUUACGUUUUUGCACUGUCUCCACCAGCACAGAAAAGUCUAACGUAGAGAAGAAACAUAGGAGACUGGCGCCAUAUCAUUUGUCCAACGUAUAGACGUCAGCAGGAGAAAAGAUUUAAUGUUUACGCGCUCUGUUAAUUAAAAAGCCAUUGUCAAAUAGAAGUUUCAGGCUCGUUCAAAACCUCGUUGCCUUUCGAGGAAAAGACAAAAGGUUGCAUGCUCUAUAAUCUUUGUAGAUAUUUUGCAGGAUAAUUUGCGAACUUGACAUGCGAGAAAUCCACUUAAAGUGGGGCAAGUGGCAUGUACCGCCGAUCGGCAAAUCGAAGAUCAUUUUCGAACUUGCAUCCACUCUUCACUUUGUUUUCAAAUUAUCUCCACG
Molecule: messenger RNA, 1274 nt
Organism: Plasmopara halstedii
Lineage: Eukaryota; Oomycota; Peronosporomycetes; Peronosporales; Peronosporaceae
Exons: 1
Coding region: 237-713 (158 amino acids)
Source: RefSeq, a predicted model, not a curated record